UUUUCUUUGAUCUUGUUUGAACAUGAAUUAGACUUUAUACAACUUAAUAUACAUACAAGAUUUGCAAUUCUAAUUAGCCUUUUCCUCAUUCAGCAUAGGUGCUACACUUAGUAAUAACCUUAUGAGGUUGGGGUGUGAUCUUUUUGAGUGCUGCUUCGCUAGCUCUUCUUCUGGCAAAUUUCCAAAGCAUAGUAAGUUGAAGUGGCCAAUCCUUCCCUAUAAGAAACUUGCAAAAGCAACAGAUAAUUUUGAUCAAUGUCAUAUACUUGAGAAGAGAGGCACAGCAACAGUAUAUUAUGGCAAACUUGAAGAUGGGCGUGAGAUUGCAGUCCAGUGCUUUCAUGAAGACAAGCGUCACAUAUUAGAACAGUUCAUCAAUGAAACUGUUAUCCUAAAUUACUUGCCUCACAAAAAUCUUGUGUCAAUUUACGGGUGGGCCUCUCAUCCCAAGGAAUCCAUGCUAGUACACGAGUACCUAUCCCAUGGGACUCUUUAUGCUUAUCUUCAAGGUGAUAUAACAAAAUAUAACACUGAUUGGCUUACCAGAUUGAAUAUUGCCAUUGAUACUGCAAAUGCAUUGGACUAUCUUCACUAUUAUGGCAUCAUCCACCGUAAUGUAAAGUCCAACAAUAUAUUUCUAGAUAUGAACUUUUGUGCUAAGGUUGGUAACUUUCAUUUAUCAAGAAAACUUCCAGAGGGUGUUUCUGUCUAUGCUACCCAUGUUACAAGUGAAAUAAUAGGAUCACGUGGUUAUAUAGACCCAGAUUAUGUGUCAAAAGGUUGGCUUAGUGUAAAAAAUGAUGUUUAUAGCUUUGGGGUGUUGUUGUGUGAGCUUAUAUCAUCAAGGCUUGCAAAAUAUUGGGUUCGGAGUGAAGAGGAUAGUCUUGCUACCCUUUUAAGCAGAAUUGUUGAAAACCAAGCUUUGGUUGAGCUGGUGGAUCCAAGACUUGGCUUCCAAUCAGACCUUAAGAUCAAGCGGAUGAUAACUGCUACGGCUGAGCUUGCAUUUAGGUGCUUGCAAUGUCCACAAGAAUUAAGGCCAAACAUGGAACAAGUGCUAGAGAUUCUCAAUGGCAUAAGGCAAGGGAGAUAUGAAACAAACCCAAUAAAAGCUUUCAAAAUCUUCCACUUUGCUGAACUUGAAGAAGCUACUAACCAUUUUGACACUUGCCUUGGAAGGGGAGGAUUCGGCAUAGUCUACUAUGGAAAACUUCAAGAUGGGAGAGAGGUUGCAAUAAAACGUUACCAUGAUGAGACAGACAAAACCAUUAAGCAAUUCAUGAAAGAAAUUGAGAUCUUAAGUCUCUUGGACCAUCCAAAUCUGGUUUCACUUUAUGGCUGCAGUUCUCGUCAUAGCAACAAACACAUGCUAGUGUUUGAGUACAUUUCCAAUGGCACUCUUUCUAAGCAUCUUCAUGGAUCUUCUUGUGGUAAACUACCAUGGCCUAGUAGAUUGAACAUUGCCAUUGAAACUGCAACUGCCUUGGCAUAUCUUCAUGACUCAGGUAUCAUCCACCGAGAUGUGAAAGGAAGCAAUAUUCUUUUGGAUGAGAAUUUCACUGUCAAAGUUGCAGAUUUUGGACUCUCAAGGUCUCUCCCAGAGUAUGUUACUCGUGUUUCAACUUUUCCAGUAGGAAGUGGUGCUUAUAUAGAUCCAGACUAUUAUGAAUCUGGAAGGGUCAGUGACAAGAGUGAUGUCUAUAGCUUUGGGGUGGUAUUGUUUGAGCUCAUAUCAUCCAACCCUCCAAGUUUAAUGGAUGGCACAGAGUGUGUGACUCUUGCCCAGUUUGCAAUGAGUAAAAUGUUAAACAAGGCAUUAGAGGAACUAGUGGAUCCAAGUCUUGGGUUUGGUUGUGACAAAGAUGUAAUGGAAAUGAUAACAGCAGUGGCAGAGUUAGCAUUUCAGUGUGUGCAGUGUCCCAAGGAACUCAGACCAUCCAUGAAACAGGUGCUAGAGACUUUGGAGGGCAUAAAGAAGGGGACAUGGGGAUUCAACCAGAUAACAUAGUCUUUAAUUUAUGCUAAAACCUCGGAAGCCAUCUAUUGAACCAUUCGUUUGUGUUCCUUUUCUUUUAUUGGAUUAUCAAAUCUGAGUUUGAAAACUAAAAUUUCUUGCACCAAUAAUCUUUUUAAACUCGGAGUGAUGGCUAGUAUUGCAUCAAUCCAUUGAAAAUAUCACACAGUAUAAUACUCGAUAAGUUAUGUUUACAGCAGGAUAUGAACAAUAAAUUUUAUAUUGUUACGAAAUAAAUAGAUGUUUCACUCCAUACCUCUACACCUUCUCCGUUAUAAAUAGGGUAACCACCUGUAUAGGUGAAUUACUGUUCACGUACUAGCUUUUUUCCCCAAAUACUGUUUAUGGAUACUGUUCAUACAUGUGAUUACUGUGUAUAAAUACUGUACAAAUAAUAAAAAUUCUUUUCUAUAAAUAGGGAAUUCCUCUAUUGUUCCCUACAAUUAAAACUGAAUACAUUUUUUUUUCUUUUUGGAAUUCUACUCAUUUCUCCU
Gastrolobium bilobum is the source of this 2508-nucleotide messenger RNA. Its product is annotated as phytosulfokine receptor 1-like. The coding region runs from base 122 to 2008 and encodes 628 amino acids. Gene Ontology annotation, molecular function: protein kinase activity; ATP binding. The transcript is spliced from 4 exons. Gene Ontology annotation, biological process: protein phosphorylation. The record is from RefSeq and is a predicted model, not a curated record. NCBI's taxonomy places the organism in Eukaryota, Viridiplantae, Streptophyta, Magnoliopsida, Fabales, Fabaceae.